Messenger RNA from Limulus polyphemus (Atlantic horseshoe crab), 4713 nucleotides. Its product is annotated as apoptosis-stimulating of p53 protein 1-like. The transcript has 12 exons. The record is from RefSeq and is a predicted model, not a curated record. Gene Ontology annotation, cellular component: nucleus. The coding region runs from base 1 to 3420 and encodes 1139 amino acids. NCBI's taxonomy places the organism in Eukaryota, Metazoa, Arthropoda, Merostomata, Xiphosura, Limulidae. Gene Ontology annotation, biological process: regulation of apoptotic process. Gene Ontology annotation, molecular function: p53 binding.
AUGGUGAAACCUUCACUAAACAACAACUGGCUCGGACAGAUUACGGGCGUCGAUUGUAACAUGGUGAAACCUUUACUAAACAACAACUGGCUCGGGCAGAUUACGGGCGUCGACUGUAACAUGGUGAAACCUUCACUAAACAACAACUGGCUCGGACAGAUUACGGGCGUCGAUUGUAACAUGGUGAAACCUUUACUAAACAACAACUGGCUCGGACAGAUUACGGGCGUCGAAUGUAACAUGGUGAAACCUUCACUAAUCAACAACUGGCUCGGACAGAUUACGGGCGUCAACUGUAACAUGGUGAAACCUCUUUCAACGGGAAAUUUUCUUUGUUUCCAGUUGCCAGAAGGGGCGGAACUCACGCUGGCUGAGCUCCGCGAGAUGGCAGCACGACAACAACAACAAAUCGAGGCUCAACAACAGCUUCUCGUGGCCAAGGAACAACGUCUAAAGUUCUUGAAACAGCAAGAAGUGCGACACCACCAGGGGGUUCAAACGACAGAAGGAGACCGGCUGCGACACUUGCGUGAAAGGGUGGAAGGUCAGGAGCAGAAACUUCGCCGAUUGAGGGCGCUGCGCAACCAAGUGGACCAACAGCGGGUGAACAAUGGUAACCUAGGAGCAGAACUAGAUUCUAUCCGGGCACUUUUUAAUGAGAAAGAGAAAGAACUGUCGUUAGCAGUGGCAAAGGUGGAGAACCUCACGCGGCAGCUGGAGGAACUACGUCGAGGUAAUCUCAACGGGCUCAAGACCAGUAAUAACAACGCUUCUCUGCCUGCUGUCUUGGAGGUGGAAAAACUAAAACAGGAGUUAGUGUAUCGAACAAAACUUAAUGAACAGCAAAAUGAAAGAAUUGCACACCAGAGGGAGACUUUGGCAAAACGUCAGGAAGAUAUUUCAGGAAUGGACCAACGAAUUGCCGAAUUACAGCAACGUCUCCACCGGAAGCGGAUGUUGAACCAACAGAUGUCUAACAAGAUUCAUGCGGCAACUGUAGCCAAGCAAGCGUAUGUAAGAACUGGGUCAACGAAGAUACACCCACGACCUCCCAAUACCAAAAUCGUUGCGGUGGAACCUUUAAAACAGGCAUCCGUGGAACCGGAUAGGGUUCAAGACGACCUAGAUGCUCCGUUAGGGGGCGUAAAAGGCAUCCAAGAACUGAGUGAAUUUGCUAGCAAUAAAAAUGACCCAAAAUAUCAAACACUGCCAUACAAUACUAAGUUUACCGUAAAAAAUUGGAAAGAUGACACUAGCUCUGAGGAGAAUGGAGAGGGACCCAAGUCGACAGAAGAAGAGACUGUGCAGCAAUCUGUCACAGCUUCUUCUAACACUAAGCAGCAGCUAGCCAUGAAACCCACUGUAAUCCUACCACCUCCUGGAAAGCUCUCCCCUCUCCCCCUUCACGCUAGCCAUUUAGGCCUAAGGCCUAACGGUUCUAUCCCCGGUACGCUUUCUACUUCUACAGGACGUCUUAGUGGUAAUGUCAUAGUUCAAGGACAGCCCAGUAGUAACAAUCUUCCAUCUAUGACCAACAGCAGGCUACCACCUACCUUACCAAAACCAAAACCGACGGCUCAAGGAAACCCUGUAUGCAUCUCCCAACCCUUCUCGAGGACAGAUGUGAACCCUCCUCUUCUGCACCAGUCUUCUUCCUCUCGCGAGGGGGUUCAAUCAUCGACUAGUCCCAGACGUAAUGGUUCCUCGGAUGGUCAUCAAAUUGUAUCAGUACGAGAAACCAACAUGCCGACUUCAACAGCUAUCAUUUCUACUAUGAAACCUUCUCCUCCACCAAAACCUCCCAUCCCGGUGAAGCCCGUGCCCCCACCUCGACAAACCCAUCACCUUGCUGAAAAUGGAUCUUCUUCUGAAAGAGGUUAUGCAGAAACAUCCUUAGAUUCAGUGGACUCGGCCUUAUCCAUUCUAAAAGGUCAUGGAAACCAGACUAGCAAGCGCACCAACGGAUUGAGCUACAGAGAACGUCUACUGUAUUAUCGAAUUGUAAUGAGGUAUUUGGUACAACCGCAAGUCGUGCAACGUCAUGCUCAGAGAGUUGGUCAAGAAGCCCUUGACCAGUUUGCCAAAGCGAUGAACCACGUAUAUCGCAAUGAACAUCCAUCGCGCACACCUCAGUUCAAGUCUAGUGGUGUUAGGGACAAUAAUUUCUCCACCAGUGAUUUAUCAGGUGGUAAUGUGGAGCAUGAGGACAAGCGUGAGAAACUACCGAUAAGACCAAAACCACUUACUAUCAAAAUUCCACUAAGUAGUGACCAGCCAAGGGUUAAAGGACAACAGAGUGUAUCCACCCAAAAACAAGGAACGGAAGGGACUAGUAGUGGGAGAAUUUCCCCCAACCAAAGCGUCCACGUUAGCAUAAACCGGCGUAUUGCAAUGCCACCAGCUUUCUUGUUCCCUGAGAACCACCCGCCCCCUACUGACCUCGGCGGACCCGCCCAUAAAGAAGCACGAGCAGGAAAUGACGUCACAGACAGAGGGGUGCUGGAAACUGAGAAUCUAACUUUGAAUUCCAAGCACCUACACAAGAGUCCACCGAACCAAACGGAUCAGUUGGAUCAAUUUAAUGGAAACGUUGCUCUAGACUUAGAAAACGUUAUACGACCAGAUGGGGACGGAGACUCGGUCAGCACAGACAAUGGUCAAGCACAUGUUUCUGAUCAACAAACCGAGGCACUUAACGAGGCUAACGGAAUUGAUCAUUCGCACAUGCACAACAGCGCCGCCUUACGGAGAGUGAAGAAAGGAAACUUGAAAACCAAAAACUCAACCAAAAACUCCCGGAGGGUCAGUUUUGACCCUCUAGCUUUGUUACUGGACGCUGCUCUUGAAGGAGAACUAGAGCUCGUGAAAAAAACUACAAGAGAGGUACCUGAUGCUAGCGCUGCUAAUGAUGAAGGAAUCACAGCUCUUCACAACGCUAUUUGUGCAGGACAUUUUGAAAUUGUCAAGUUUCUCGUGGAGUUUGGUUGUGACGUCAAUGCUCAGGACAGUGAUGGCUGGACUCCACUCCACUGCGCAGCCUCCUGUAACAACCAGCCAAUGGUGAGAUUCCUGGUUGAGCACGGCGCAUGUGUAUUUGCCAGUACACUCAGUGACCACGACACAGCCGCCGAGAAAUGUGAGGAGGACGAAGAGGGUUAUGACGGCUGUUCCGAGUUCCUCUACAGUGUUCAAGAAAAACUCGGCAUCUUGAAUGGUGGCGCUGUAUAUGCAGUGUAUGAUUACGAUGCUCAGAAUCAGGAUGAAUUGUCUUUUAAAGAUGGCGAUAUGAUAGUCGUACUGAGGAAAGGAGACGAGCAAGAAAGAGAAUGGUGGUGGUCUCGUCUUAAAGACAGAGAAGGGUACAUUCCCAGAAAUCUACUUGGUCUUUACCCAAGAGUGACGGCGAAACGUGAUUCCUAGUAAGCAGCAAACAAGAUAUGCCGAUACUCCCUGUUUCUGCUAAUCUCGUGUAGUCUCGAAUGGCACGAGACUUGUUGAGAUAUAAUUUUAGUAACAAGUGCCGCUAUCUUCUCUACUUGGAGAAGUGCUGUUGGAAAUGUUUAAUUUGCAUCGGGUUCGUUCUUUAAACUUGUUACUUGUUUAUAAAAUCAAAUUACUCGACUGUGGCUUAUGGGGUUAUUCUGAAGUAGUUGUAAAUACGUGUAAAAUACGAUCAUCACUAGGCCAUGCAUUGCUGGCCAGGUGCCUAUCGUAAAUUAACUUUUAUUCCUGAUUUUUUAAAGUAAUUACAGUUGGAUAUCCUGCAUAUGGCGACUUGUACGUAUUGUUUAAAUUCCCUUUGUGUACAUAGGAGAAAUUAAUAGCUCGCCCCGCCUAUUUCUGAAGCUUAGAUAAUUUGAAAUGGUUUGGUUAAGAAAGAAUUUGUAUAACGUGUAUCAUACGAAAGACCAAUUGUCCGUCCAUUUUUUCGGGUUCCUAUAUACGUUAGUUACUAAACAUACCGGUAGAGGGAGGAGCUGAAAAUAUAAAAUUAGUAUUUGUUCUGCCCGGAAUGAUGCUGAGCAGGUUAGAUUCAUCUAUGUAGUUUCACAAGAAAGAUUAGCCCGAACUUUGCAUUUUACAAAAACAUAACCGUGUAACUUUCUGUAUUACAAUAUUAGUGAAGUUAAUGUUUACAAGGUGAAAUAUUCUCUUCAACUAUAUGGUUCUCAAAGUUAAAUAGUUACCGUCGUCGAUGGACAUAAGACGUGUUUUUUGUUAUGUUUUACGAGAAAAUGUUUGUAAUGUUGCUUGUUCAUUCAUAUCACCUUACUGUUUUGUACAAUCACCCCUAAAGUGCUUAUAAAGUUAAGGUAAAGAGCGCCAAACUUGUUUGAUGUAAUUGGCUUGAAUCAGUUUAUCAGUGUUGUAUCUUUUUUUGUUGUUGUUCGUUUGUUUUUGGAAAGAUAUAAGCAAAAUUUAUUUUUCGUUGUUUGAAACCCAAGGCAUCUUUUAUAUCGAAUUUUAUUCUUAUGCCUCGUAACAACCGACGUUAACAUCAAUUAACAGUCUCGUCCAAAUGACGUUCAUAUCGAAGAAAGUUCUUCCUUGUUCUUGAUAGCCAGUGAAGUUGCAGAUUUUUGGAUAUUUUACACAAUAAAAUACUAAGAUGGCGCCUCAGUGGUGGAAUCUGUGAAGUACAUAUCUCUGGAGAUUUUAUUUUAUGUUUUACUUGAAUAAAACAUUCCAUAUUAAAAAUUGUAUGGACAGUGU